Molecule: messenger RNA, 3798 nt
Organism: Striga asiatica
Lineage: Eukaryota; Viridiplantae; Streptophyta; Magnoliopsida; Lamiales; Orobanchaceae
Source: the annotation of a GenBank genome assembly
AUGGUGGUGAUAGAUUCUGGAGUGGACCCGGCGGCUGCUGGAUUGAAAGUGACUUCGGAUGGAAAGCCGAAGAUUUUAGAUGUCAUUGAUUGUACUGGGAGUGGGGAUAUCGAUACGUCGACUGUUGUGAAGGCAGAUAAUGACGGGCGCAUCCAUGGGACCUCUGGAAAUUCCCUGGUUGUAAAUUCGUCAUGGAAAAACCCUUCAGGAGAAUGGCGUGUUGGCUAUAAGUUGGUUUAUGAGCUUUUUGCAAACACACUAACGGAUCGAUUGAAGUGUUCUAACAUUUUGCGUUGUUUUGUGGUUACUGUUUGUGCGAAGAAAGAGAGGAAGAAAAAAUGGGAUGAGAAAAAUCACGAAGCAAUUGCUGAGGCGGUGAAACAGCUUGGUGAAUUUGACAAGAGACACACAAAGGUUGAUGAUGAUGCAAACUUGAAAAAGAAACGAGUAGAUCUCCAGAGCAGAGUUGAUCUUCUACGCAAGCAGGCUGAUAGCUAUUAUGACAAAGGACCUGUUAUCGAUGCUGUUGUGUGGCAUGAUGGUGAAGUUUGGAGGGCUGCUCUUGACACUCAGAGUCUCGAGGAUGAUUCAGAAUGUGGGAAACUUGCUGACUUUGUUCCUCUGACUAAUUAUAGGAUUGAGCGGAAGUAUGGAAUCUUCAGUAAAUUAGAUGCAUGUACAUGUGUUCUUAAUGUGUACAAUGAAGGCAAUGUUUUGAGUAUUGUUACAGACUGUUCUCCCCAUGGUACUCAUGUUGCUGGUAUCACAUCUGCCUACCAUCCAAAGGAGCCUUUGUUAAAUGGAGUUGCCCCUGGAGCUCAGUUGAUUUCAUGCAAAAUUCAAGAUUCAAGACUUGGCAAGAUGUUAACAGGGACUGGCUUUGUCCGAGCACUGAUUGCUGCUGUGGAGCACAGAUGUGAUAUUAUAAACAUGAGUUGUGGGGACGCUACUGUGUUUCCUGAUUAUGGUCGCUUUGUUGACUUAGUAAACGAGGUGGUCAACAAGCAUAAAUUGAUAUUCAUUGGUAGUGUUGGUAAUGAUGGGCCUGCAUUGAGCACUGUGGGUGCACCUGGUGGUACAACAUCAAGUAUUAUAGGAGUCGGAGCUUAUGUUUCUCCUGCAAUGGCUGCGGGAGCCCACAACUUAGUUGAAGCUCCUCCUGAAGGACUUCAAUAUACGUGGUCUAGUCGAGGACCGACGGCUGACGGAGACCUUGGAGUCUGUAUUAGUGCUGCUGGUGGCGCCAUGGCUCCUGUUCCUACUUGGACACUUCAACAUCGCAGGUUUAUGAAUGGAACAUCAAUGUCAUCUCCAUGUGCUUCUGGAGGUGUUGCUCUGCUUCUCAGUGCCAUGAAGGCUGAAGGGGUUCCUGUAAGUCCUUAUAGUGUACGGGAGGCUCUUGAGAAUACAUCUGUUCCCGUUGGCAGUUCUCCUGAAGAUAAAUUAUCUGCUGGCCAAGGACUGAUGCAAGUUGACAAGGCUUAUGAUUACAUUCAGAAGUUACGUGAUGUGCCAUCUGUUUGGUAUCAAAUAAAGAUCAAGCAAUCUGGAAAAUCAUCACCUACCUCACGAGGCAUCUACCUUAGGGAAGCUGAUUUAUGUAAAAAAUCAACCGAGUGGGUGGUGAAAGUGGAACCAAACUUUCAUGAGGAUGCAAGCAACUUAGACCAACUUGUGCGUUUUGAAGAAUGUGUCAAGUUACAUUCCACUGGAGAGCCAGUGGUGAGAGCUCCCGAGUAUCUUCUCCUAACUCAUAACGGCCAGAACUUCAACAUAAUUGUGGAUUCAACCACUCUCACCAGUGGUCUACACUAUUUUGAAGUCUAUGCAUUAGACUGUAAAGCUCCCUGGCGUGGACCUCUCUUCCGGAUUCCUGUCACCAUCGCAAAACCUCAACCAGUGGUAAACCGACCGCCUUUUAUCCAGUUCCAAGGGAUGCCAUUUGUACCAGGUCACAUUGAGCGCAAAUUUGUCGAAGUACCAAUUGGUACUACCUGGGUUGAGGUAACCCUGAAGUCAUCUGGUUUUAGUACAGCUCGGAAAUUUUUAGUACAUUUUGCUCAGAUCUCUCCUCUGCAAAGACCAAUUAAAUGGGAAACUGCUGCCACAUUCUCUUCUCCUUCUUCCAAAAGUUAUUCGUUUGAGGUUAAGGGUGGUCUAACUAUGGAACUAGCAGUUGCUCAGUAUUGGUCGAGUGGUGUAGGAAGCCAUGAUACAACUAUUGUAGAUUUCGAGAUUGCAUUUCAUGGCAUCAGCGUCAACAAAGAAGAAAUUGUACUUGAUGGAAGUGAAGCACCUGUUCGUAUUGUUGCUGAGGCUCUUCUUUCAUUGGAGAAUCUUGCUCUAGCAGCAGUUCUAAACAAAGUUAGAAUCCCUUACCGGCCUGUCGAUGCUAAACUGAGCACGCUUCCUGCAGAGCGGGACAAACUGCCCUCAGGCAAACAGAUAUUGGCACUCUUAUUAACUUACAAGUUCAGACUUGAAGAGGGUGCUGAAAUAAUGCCUCUCGUCCCGUCACUCAACUAUCGGAAGUAUGAUAAUAAAUUUGAGUCUCAGUUUUACAUGAUAUCAGAUACAAACAAGUGUGUAUAUGCAGUGGGUGAUGUUUAUCCACGUGCUGCUAAACUCCCCAAGGGUCAAUAUACAUUGCAGCUUUACUUGAGGCAUGACAAUGUCCAGUAUCUGGACAAGAUGAAACAUUUGGUGCUAUUUAUUGAGAAAAUUUUGGAGAAGAAGGAUACCAUUCAGUUGAGCUUUUAUUCACAGCCUGAUGGCCCAGUGACGGGUAAAAGCAACUUCACUUCUUCAGUUUUGAUACCUGGAGCAAAGGAAGCAUUUUAUGUGGCUCCUCCUCCAAAAGACAAGCUUCCAAAGGGCGUUUCGGCUGGGUCUGUUUUGGUUGGGGUAAUCUCAUAUGGAAAGGUUUCAUUUGGGGUUAGUAAUGGUGCUAAGAAUCGUAAAAAGAAACCUGGAUUUUACACCAUAUCAUGUAUAGUUCCACCAGCACAGCUUGAUGGGGAUAAAGGUAAACGAUCUUUGUCAAGUGGCAGUAAGACUGUGUCCGAACAGUUGGAGGAAGAGGUCCGAGAUGCCAAAAUAAGGGUUCUCUCCAAUCUAAAGCAAAGUACUGAUGAGGAACGAUCUGAUUGGAGAAAGUUAUCCAUCACACUCAAGUCAGAGUACCCUAAAUAUACACCAUUGCUUGCUAAAACUUUGGAAGUCUUGAUAUCCUGGAACAAUGUCGAAGACAAGGUUCACCACUAUGAAGAGAUUAUUAGAGCGGCAAACGAGGUUAUCGAAAGCAUUGAUACGGAUGAGUUGGCGAUAUAUUUGGCACAUAAAAGUGAUCCCGAUGAUGAGGAUGCAGAAAUGAAAAAGAAGAAAAUGGAGCAAACCCGAAACCAGUUGGCAGAUGCUUUAUAUCAAAAGGGACUGGCUUUAGCAGAGAUUGAAUCAUUGAAGAAGAGUGAAAAUGUUGAUGAGGAAGCUAAAGCUACAUUAGAUUCAAUGGGCCAUGAAGAUCUAUUUGAACAGAACUUCAAGGAACUCAAAAAAUGGGUUCAUGUAAAAUCCUCGCGCUUUGGGACUCUCUUUGUUAUACACGAGAGACGUAAAGGGCGUCUUGGAAUUGCACUAAAGGUGCUAAAUGACAUGAUCCAAGAGGACGGCCACCCCCCAAAGAAGAAAUUUUACGAUCUGAAGCUUUCUUUGCUGGAGCAAAUCGGAUGGAGCCACCUGGUGUCGUACGAGAAACAAUGGAUGCACGUUCGUUUUCCGGCAAGUCUUCCUCUCUUCUGA